Molecule: messenger RNA, 1866 nt
Organism: Talaromyces rugulosus
Lineage: Eukaryota; Fungi; Ascomycota; Eurotiomycetes; Eurotiales; Trichocomaceae
Exons: 2
Coding region: 1-1866 (621 amino acids)
Source: RefSeq, a predicted model, not a curated record
AUGGACCGUCCAGCAACUCAGAGUCCCAGUAAACGAACCUCCACCAGCAACAACAAGAAGAAGCCAUUGUCAUCCGCAAAGCCCGUCACCUCCUCGCCUUCGAGUGCCCCCGGAUUCAACUUCAUCACUGUUGACCCCUCUUCGCGGACGGAAAGCUCGUCCAGCCGAACCUUGAUACGUGCAAAUGCAGGUCGAUACAUUUGGAAACGCCGCAAGGCUAGUUCAUCCAAGGAAAGCGGCGGCAGGGCAAAACCCUACGAAAAGCCCUCGUCGCAACGAAAUGCUGCCACAGUGAAAGCCGAACCGAGUCCGCCUCCCGAAGACGAUGACCAAGAUGCACAACGAGUAAAGCAGGAGGAUGAAGACGAAGACGUAGAACAAGCAAUCACCGCAGCGAAAACGAUUACAAGCGUCGUUGGCCCGCGCAGACGAAACACCCGUCGCUUCGAUCCGACAUCCAGCAUAAAUCAUGGUCUCCGAAGCCCGUUGUUUACCAGUUUUGGUACCGAGGUCCCUGAGGAUAUUGUCCGACGGACCUUCAAAUAUUCGGCCUCUGUGGUCAUGUCAAAAAUGCUCCCGUCCGAUGCAGAUGGCCCAGCGUCUAAAGUAUCUGACGUUUGGGUGGCAUCGGCGAUGCGCAGCCCGGCUUUGCUGUCAGCAUUUAUCUACGGCACCCUCAGCCACGAGUUCGUGCUCGAUCGUAUGGAGAGCGGGGCCCCCUCGAAAGAACGCCGCCAGAAAAUGCUCCAGAUCAUGGUUGCCGAAAGCGAGUCGAUCAGUCGGAUCAAUCAUGCUCUGCAGGAUCCCGAUGCUCAGAAAACGGAUGAGUUGCUCAUGGCUGUCUUCCUGAUGGGCUACAGUCGCUACGACGAUGCUGUAUUUUCUCCACAACGUAACCCCCAUAAAUCGCCCUUGAACGACAUCCAAUGGGCCAAUAUCUACUCUUACCUCGAUUACGAUGAAGUCCAUGUGGGGGGACUCAUUCGCCUGCUCGAAAUACGAGGCGGUAUCGACGCAGUUGAGUUGCAUGGGCUGCCAGAGAUGAUGUCGCUCGCAACAGUCAUGUUCUCGUCCAAGUUUCUUCACAAACCGCUCUUCCCAUUUAUUCCGAUUAUCAAAACGAAUGGCCGCCACAAGCAACCGGACUGGCCUUCCCCUAUUCAAUACUUGCUGCGAAUGUAUACCGGUGGCAAGUUUCCCAAGCUGCAAGCUCUUGGAGUCCCGUCAGAAAUGAUUGGUCUUUUCGAGGAUAUUUACACCUACAACGCGGUAGUGGAAUUGUACAUGCAAGGAAUCUUUACCGGGUCGUUUGCCGGCUCGGAUGCACCGGUUAUGGCCGAUCGCCGGAACUGGAUUCAACACCGGGCCUUGUCACUGGACUCGGCCGAGGAAUUGGGGAUAGCCGAUACCUGUCCAGCGUACGAAGCCAUACGUCUCGCCACACUCACUUACUGUCUUCUCACCAUCUUCCCCCUUGUUCCCAUUAUGGCACCGUAUCCCCGGCUGACAACACAGCUACGACAAGCGCUGUGUAAUGAAUGGAACGGCUGGAACUCGGCUCCCGAAUACUUUCUCUGGAGCCUGGUUGUUGGCGGUAUUGCCUCCACCCAGUCAAAAACGACUGCAUGGUUUGCAGCUAUAUUGAGUCAGGUUGCUGUGGCCAGGAAUCUUUCUUCUUGGGCUGAUAUUAAAGAAGUGCUCACGUCAGUGCUUUGGCUUGGUCCAAUAUGUGAUGAUCGUGGGGAAGAACUCUGGAAGAAUGCUGUCAAUAUUCGCUCUCAUGUUCAACAACACCAGCAAAAAGUACACCAACAAGUACAUCAGCAAACGCACCGACAGCAGCGAGCUACUACGACGGUUGAUUGA